This is a messenger RNA of Dreissena polymorpha, 3142 nucleotides long. RefSeq lists its product as uncharacterized. The transcript has 7 exons. The record is from RefSeq and is a predicted model, not a curated record. The coding region runs from base 314 to 721 and encodes 135 amino acids. Lineage: Eukaryota; Metazoa; Mollusca; Bivalvia; Myida; Dreissenidae.
AUCGAAAAUGUGACCAAGGAACUUACAUUGAAGCUGAGAAAUACAUACAGUUUAAACGUCGUUGGCAAUGCAAUUCGAAACAAGUGCAGAAGCGUGUUGAAAAAAGUCGAGAGAUUCCUUAAUUUCGUGCAAUACCUUGGAUUAUUUAUUGUUCACACAUCAUACGUAAUGCUGGUAUGCACUAUUGUGGAUUGCGGAUGCUGACAAAAAAAUAACAUUUAGUUGUCGUCCACAUGCACGGAUAAUAUUUCAACAUGUCUGAACAAAUAAAGAGUACCGGACGUAACAUCAAAAACCUUAUGAAUGAGUUAAAAUGAAUUUUGCUUCUCUGUCUGUUGCUCUGAACCGUGCAAGUAUUGACGAACUGCCUGACGCGGAUUGCGAGGAAAUUUUAAAACAACUGACAGAGAUUCAAAGCAUGAACGAGGAACACAGUAAAUGGGUUUUAAGAGCUGACACAGAGACGAAGACGGCUAUUAUAAAAGUUAUGACACGUUUAAAUGGGAAAAGGGAACAAACAGGCAGAAAGCAAAGGUUUGACAGUGGCUACGCUUCCUCCGCAGGUUCCAGAGCUCUGUCUGAGCGUCUGUCAGAGGCAAUGCAACCGACGGACCAAACACAAGAAAUGGGACACAGCGAUCAGCCGUUAAUGGUCUCUGAACAUGAUACUCCGAUCCAGGGAGAAAACAUCAGGUUUUUCAGCAAUUACUUUCAAUCUUAGAUGAAGAAUACUACACGCCCGUGUCAGCAUGCGAUUUUUUGCAUUUAAAUUAUUUCCCAACUUUCUUAUCUGCUAAAACGUCUUAUAUUGUAAAAAAAUAUAAGAACUUAAGGUUGUUGACAGGUUUAAGCGAUUUGUUAAAAUCUUAACAAUAUUCCUUUCUUCAGCAUCUGUCAAUAUUAAUUAACGGUGGAAAUUCAACUGUCAAAAGAAAAUGUUAUCACAUAUUUUAUAAUCAUUGUUUGCUUUAUUAAAAUUAAUUAAUUUUGCAAUUCAAACGAUAUACAAAAUUAGCAUUUCUACAUGUAUAAUAAGGUUUAUUAUUAAUCCAGGUAAUAUAAUAACAUUCGUUAAAGAUUAAGAUAAUACAAUUGAUUGUAAAGAAAAAGGUAAACAGUGAUUUAAUCAGUCAUAGAAAUGUGAACGUUGUUAUAUAUAAGGAACAAGUCAGUUUGCCUUUUUAUUACUUGUUAUUAAUAUUUAAGUACUUAAAUAUUUUUGAAACACUAAUUCUUACAAGUAUCGCUUUUUUUAAUUCAUGAAACUAAACAUUUUGAAACGUAAUGUAGGUAAAUUAAGUAUUCUGACAAAACAAUAUUAUGGUGUUGUCGGGUGGUAAGAAUGUUACGCAAGUGGCACUUUUUGAUAAGUUCUGCACAUUUAAAAUUAAUGAAUUAUAAUAAUAUUCUUUCUUCUACUGGUGUGAGAGAAGUUGAAUUGUGAUCGCAAUGUCAGUUGGCGUAGUUAUGAAUAAUACGGAUAAACGAUGGGUGAAUUGCAAACGCCAUUGGAAACGCCUAUGAUGUUUUAACGUGCUCGAAGGAAGGUGUGUUUUUGACUUGAUCACAAUUUGUGUUCGUUCGUCGACGGAUGUAGGAAAUCACACAGACAACCGUUAUGUAAAAUAUGAACAAACGUUAUAGGAAACGGUGUGUUAUAAGGUUGCUGAUUUUGUGAUUUUGUCAUUCGAUCAGCUUUUUUUGUACGUCUACUGAUGUACGAAAUCAGACAAACGUUAUGUAAAAUAUCAACAAACGUUAUUGGAAACGCCUCUGAUGUUAUAACGGACCCGAAGGCAGGCGUGUUAUAAGAUGGCGAUACGCAGCUUAUUUUGUGGCUUGAUCAUCGUUUUUAUGUUCGUCAACAGAUGUACGAAUCAUACAGACAACCGCUUUGUUAAAAAUGAAAAAACGUUAUCGGAAAUGCCUACUAUGUUUAAAUGUGCUCGAAGGCAGGUGUGUUUUAAAGUUUCGAUACGCAGCUGAUUUUGUGACUUGAUCAGCGUGUUCAUGUAUGUCGACGGAUAUAAUGAAUCACUGUUAUGUACAAUAUGAACGAAACAAGUGGAAGAAAUUAGUCAAAUGGGUUAUAUGUUUUCUUUUCAUAUCAUAAAGGUACAAUUGUAUACAUGCUUCUGAUCAGAGUUUUUAGUUGUCGUUUCAUAUACUAUACAUGGUAAAAUAUUGUUGGUCAGUUUUCAUUCAAAUAUAAUUUUCAGGUAAACAUUGAUACAUUAAACUGUAGUUAUAUAUGGUGCAGAUUUUCAUUACAUUUGUUGUUGUUUUUGUGUGAUUAAUUGAUUUUACAACACUUAUUUAAAGAAGUGGUAGCAUGUGUUCGUGUGAAAAUAGAAACACUAAAAUCUAAGAUUAUUAUUAAUGCAAACACUUUACGAAAAUUUAAUUAAUUAUACCUGUUUUCGGUAUCAAAUGCAUUUAUUAAGUUUAGAUAUGUUCGAUGGAGUUUUCUACUGUUGUAUAUAAAUUAUUUGUUUUCUAAUUUUACGUUAUUCUUCAGCAUCACGGCAAACAUUUAUCUAUCAUAUUAUUAUUGUUAUGAGUUUGACAUUUUAAUUACCCAGGCUACAACUAAUUGCAUAUAAUUGUUCGACAUAGUUUUCCAAAAGAUUAAGUGAAAUUUAAGUUCAUAAUUUGCUUCUGCUUUGACCGGCGAGAAGUGUGUCAAUUGUGUAAAAGUGAAAUUAGUCUUGUACCUUAAUGCUGAUACAGUCAUACACGCUGGAUUCUUUCGUCAUCAAACAUUGUUCAGAUAUUACCAUUUAUUUCAGUAAUCAUAAUAUAUUAAAUAUAAUCAUUUAUUGAUAUUUCAAUUAAUAAAUUUAACAAAAGUAGGCAACACAUAUAAAGUGUCGUCGACAUUAUAUUAUUGUAAGCAUUUAUUGCUCCUUUAAUAUUCGUUCCCAUUCUGCAACUGGUCCAAUUACAAGAAGCAUAGCCAUAUGCAUACAAAAGAGAAUAGUAUAGCACCUCAAUUCUAAAAUAAAAGGUUUGGCAUAUAAUAGAUGAUAGUUUCGAAAUGUCACUUUAAUUGCGCUCAACAUUUUUAACUUAACAAAAAUCAUAAAAAGAUUAUGGAUAACAAGAAAUUGUCAAAAAAUUAACAUGGAACACAACGUUUAAA